AGCCAGUAGAAACAAAUCAAUCGAGUCUACGAAGAAUGAAUCAGCUCAACCCACUCGCUUCCACCCUCACUACCUACAUCACCUCUCUCCCCCUCUCCACACUCCUCACCUUCUUCGCCUCCGUCGCCACCUUCUCUCUCCUCCCGAUCAUCUUCCGCCGGCGAAACUGGCGAAAUGCGCCACCGGGUCCUAUCGGAUGGCCCUUGAUGGGGUACCUCCCCUACCUCACCGAGCGUCUCCACGAAGACCUCUACCACCUGGCUAAGACCCAUGGUCCACUCUUCAGCCUCCGCAUGGGCCAGAAGCCCGCCAUCGUCGUAUCCUCGCCGGACAUUACUCGCGAGAUACUCAAGCACCAGGACGCAACGUUCUCCAGCCGCACAAUCACCGAAGCUGUCCGCUGCGUCACGUACGAUGCCACCUCCCUAGUCUUUGUCCCCUACGGUGCACGGUGGAGGCUCCUCCGUAAGAUCCUCACUACAGAGAUCUUCUCUUCUCGUGCCAUGGAGCUCUUUCAACCAACUCGAAAACAACAGGUCCGAGGACUGCUUAAAACACUCUACGGGGCGUGGAAGUCAAACACACCUGCGAACAUCGCCGACUCGACGUUCGUCGUAUCAGCUAACCUCAUAAGCAACCUUGUCUGCUCCAAGAGUCUGUUCGAUAACACGAAGGAGGGGCGGGAGUUGAAGGAGAUGGUGUGGGAGAUACUGGAGGUGGUGGGUGCGCCCAAUUUGGCUGAUCUGAUUCCGCUCUUGAAGGUUUUGGACCCUCAGGGAUUGAAGAGGAGAGUAUGGAAGGUUGUGAAGAAGUUUGACGAUUUCUUCGAGAAGUUGAUCGGCGAAAGGUUGGAGGACAGGAAGAAGGGAGUGAAGACGAAUGAGAAUGGAAGGUUGGACAUGCUGGACGUGUUCUUGGAUUACAGGAGCGAGAAGAAGGAUGACGAGUUGAAGCAAUUCUCUCGGGUGGACAUCAAAGGGAUGCUCUCUGACAUGUUUGUGGCUGGCACUGAUACUUCAUCAAGCACAGUGGAAUGGGGGAUGACUGAAAUUCUGAAGAGACCAGAAAUCUAUAAGAAGAUAUUAGCAGAGAUUGAUGAAGUCGUCGGAAAGGAGCGAUUUGUGGAAGAAACCGAUAUCCCCAAGCUUACCUACUUCCAAGCUGCUGUAAAAGAAGUGUUCAGACUCCAUCCAGGAGUUCCACUCCUCAUCCCUCGCCGCACCAACGAAGCAACCGAAGUGUGUGGCUACCAUGUGCCCAAGCACGCCAUCGUCUUUGUAAACGUCUGGGGAAUGGCGAGGGACCCCAAAGUGUGGACAGAGCCUUACGAAUUCAGGCCAGAUAGGUUCCUUGGGUCGGACAAGGAUGUCAAGGGUCAAGAUUUCGACGUCUUGCCAUUUGGAACGGGAAGGCGAUCGUGCGUGGGUAUGCCGCUGGGUCACCGGAUGGUUCACUAUUCCUUGGCUUCAUUGCUCCAUGCUUUUGAAUGGGACUUCCCGGCUGAUAUUUUGGAAGACAUGACGGAGAAGGUCGGGAUUACACUACAGAAGGCCAAAGGCUUGAUUGGCGUUCCGAAACCUCGAUUAUCUGAAUCUGUGUUUCAGUAAUCAAUCCCUAGACCCUACGGUAUUCUACAGACUGCUCUUGCUAUAUAUGCAGAGAUACGUCGUAAUUUAUAUGAUGAUUAUGCAUCUUCUUUGCUAAUAUUAUAAGCACUUGUAGUUGAAGCCAGUUGCUAAUAAUAUUUCCUUGCGCCAUUUUUCUA
This is a messenger RNA of Nelumbo nucifera (sacred lotus), 1765 nucleotides long. Its product is annotated as geraniol 8-hydroxylase-like. The record is from RefSeq and is a predicted model, not a curated record. Gene Ontology annotation, molecular function: iron ion binding; monooxygenase activity; heme binding. Lineage: Eukaryota; Viridiplantae; Streptophyta; Magnoliopsida; Proteales; Nelumbonaceae.